AUGGCGUCACGGCCCGAAAGACAAGCAGCCGACCGACCGAAAAUCGUCGAUAAAGCCGUCCGAGAACUCCGACUAAAGAAGCAGCUCGAAUUAUUGCAACAGGACAACUUUCAAGAAGACCCCCAUUCCAACGUCGUCAUCGGAAAACACCUGCCGAAAUUCAACGACGACCUCAUCGAAUUAGAGGGAACCGAGUCGAAGCGACGACGUACUGCCGGACGAGACGCAAGGGGCAAGAAAGAAUGGAAGCCACGAGUGCGGAAAACGUUUGACGAGCUGCGUGAAGAAUAUAAUGCCGUCACCGAACCGAAAGAUGUUGGAUACCGAGCAUUUGAAGAAGCCCAGAUGCCGCCAGCCCAAAAUCCGCCCCGAAAGUUCUGCAAUGUUUGUGGGCUCUUCUCCGCCUACAAUUGCACAAAAUGUGGAUCCGGUUUUUGUUCGAUAGAAUGUCAAGACGUGCACAAGGAGACAAGAUGUAUGAAAUGGACUCGA
This is a messenger RNA of Mesorhabditis spiculigera, 492 nucleotides long. The record is from the annotation of a GenBank genome assembly. NCBI's taxonomy places the organism in Eukaryota, Metazoa, Nematoda, Chromadorea, Rhabditida, Rhabditidae.